AGUCUCGCUGUUUGGACAGGCUCCAGCCUGGCAACCGUGGUCUACGCUUGUGCGAAAAAUGGCGGCCGCAUCUUGCGGCUGCGGUGAUUCGAAUUUUGAUUCAGAAUGAAUGGUGACGCGAUUGCGACGGCUUCGACGUCGCCCCCGGCCAAGAGGCCGGGAGAAGACGAUGUCAGUGAUGAUGUGGACCAGCCAUCAGACACAAAACGGCGUCUCCUCACGAGAGAAGUCACACGCUUUUGGCACGACCCUGUCCCCACAACGCGCCUGACGAGGCAAUUCUUCAGCACCGGCUGUCAGGAGCUUGCUCGCUGCCUCCUAGGACAACACUUGGUUCGGCGAAUGUGCGACGGAACAAUUCUUCGAUGCAAAAUAGUCGAGACUGAAUGUUACCUUGGGGGCGAAGACCGCGCGUCGCAUUCGUUCAACGGCAAGCGUACCGAACGCAACGAGCCCAUGUUCAUGGAUCCGGGCACGGCCUAUGUGUAUAUCGCCUACGGGAUGUAUCACUGCUUCAACAUUUCGAGUGAAGGCGACGGUGCAGCGGUGCUAUUAAGAGGUGCGAUGCCUCUAGAAGGCAUUGACAUGAUGCGCAGACUCCGCGGAGUUCGUCGUAAGGACGCAGGACAAAAACUGAAAGUUUGGGAACUGUGCAACGGCCCUUCGAAGCUGUGUCUCGCAAUGGAUAUCACGAAGGAGUCGCUCAACAAAGAAUUCCUGCCCGAUAGCCAGGCGCUGUGGAUAGAACGAGGGAAUGAAGCUGUGACUCCGCAAGACGUCGUCGUCUCCAAGCGGGUAGGAAUUGAAAGUGCGGGCAGGGAUUGGGCCGACAGGCCUCUUAGGUUUUAUAUAAAAAAUUGUGAGUGCGUGAGCGUUCGUGAUAAGCCAGCGGAAGCGGGUAGUCUGCGAAAUCCGCACUGAUGCGUUGUUUUCCUUUGUUGAUAUAUCCCAGUGGGAUAACGUUGUUUGUCUGUGCUUCUCAGGUGUAUUUUUCGUUAUUUAGUUCUUGUUUUCCUGCCAAACCGCCAGCCAUGUUCACACACCAGCAGUGUAUAUAUACCUAAUUUAAAUAAAGCAUACUGUUUUGGCACCGCG
Ornithodoros turicata is the source of this 1095-nucleotide messenger RNA. RefSeq lists its product as uncharacterized. The transcript has a single exon. Gene Ontology annotation, biological process: base-excision repair. The record is from RefSeq and is a predicted model, not a curated record. NCBI's taxonomy places the organism in Eukaryota, Metazoa, Arthropoda, Arachnida, Ixodida, Argasidae. Gene Ontology annotation, molecular function: DNA binding; alkylbase DNA N-glycosylase activity. The coding region runs from base 106 to 921 and encodes 271 amino acids.